AAUAUGCUCUGCUUUCUUUCAGUAAGAAGUUAAUUAAGUGAAUGUGAUGGCACAAUCCAAUGAGGCAACUAUAAAUGCAAAGGAAGCAAUCUCCACCAACCUCUGCAGUGCUCAGAAACUGGAUUGUGAUGAGAGUCUUGCGUCUUUACAGCAUUUCAUUAGUACAGGCAAUGAAAAAGAAAUUUUGGCUUUGUACAACUCAUUCAUUGACCUGGCCCAAAGUCCAGAUGCACCUUGGGAGAGCAAGCAUGGUGCCUUGAUGGGCAUUCGGACCAUUAUAUCAAACAAGGGAACCCUGAAUACAUUUGAUAUACAGUCUCAGAGCAAAGAUGUCAGGGAAGUGGCUCUUGACCUCUUAGUUCAUCCUGAGAUCAGGGUUCGUUUGUCAGCAGGGAAAUUAUUGGGUGCCUUAUGUGCUCAAGUGGGACCUCCUGUGUAUGAGAGCUGUCAGAGUAGAUUGUUGGAGCUCAUCCAGGAGACCCUCAACAGUCAAAUUGAGCCUGACCCAGAAGUUUCAGAACCUGAAACUGUUACUGGAAACACAGAACAGGAAAUACAAGAAACUCAGAAGUUGCUGGAGAAGCUUGCUGGAUGCCAGAGAAGGAACUUAGCAGAUGUUGCACAAAUUUGUCACAACAUGGCUGGAUGGAAGAACCUGGAGACAAACAUGAAGGCACUGCAGGAGAUGGUCAUUGGGUGUGGGGUGGCCUUUCAGCCUUAUGUGACCAGACAGCUGCUUGAUUACAUCUUUGCUGCUAUGACUCAUGCUAAUCGCUUCAUCCGAGAGGCUGGAUUCUAUGUCUGCUCUUCUCUUGUCACAUGUGGAGCAGCUCCAAAAGAUGGUGGGAGUGAUAAUGAGAAGACUAUGUCAGAGGCCAAUCCACUAUGUGUAUAUGGAGAAGAAUUCUGUCAGCACCUGGCUAAGGGCUUGGCUGAUAACUGGAGUCAGGUUCGCUUUGCUGCCUCUGUGGCAACCAGGAAAUUCCUGAUCUCCUUGCCAAGCAAAGAUGCACAAGCCAAAUUUUUUCCAGCUCUCAUCCCUCGCAUGUGUCUCAAUCGGUACUACAUGACUGGGGGUCAGCCUGGACGCCUGUUGCUCUAUUCACAAGAUACAUGGCGACACGUUACAGAAUCACUUGGACGUAACCUAGUCACACAAUACCUUUCCCAAGUGGUGGACUACUAUAUAGAAGCAGCUGAGGCUGAAAAUGGUACAGUCCGUGAGGCAGCAUGUGCCUGCAUUGCUGAAUUGGCUGCCAAAGUUGAUGCAAGUGUUAUGAAGCAAUAUGUCCCCUGCCUCUUGGAUACCUUGCUCAGGUGUUUCCAAGAUGAUAGCUGGCCUGUUCGCGAUGGGGGGAAUGAUCAUCAUCCCCCUAAUGCCAUAGGAGCUGCAGUUGCUAUUGCAAAAGUGGUGAAAGUGUAUAAGCUUGAUGCACUGAAGAUGGUGAUGGAGAGAUUGAAACCAGGACUGGAGGGAAUCAAGGAUCAGCCCUCACAGUCUGAGAGUUAUGGAGAACUUGGCAUGGGUCAUGCAGGAUAUGGACUUGUAAAGGGGUCAAGGGACCAUGACAAAGAGUUCCAUUCUGACAAGCAAAUGUGCAAAUGUGAUUCUCUGACUCCAAAGGUGGUACAUGGUGGAAGCUCCUUGGGUAGCAUAGAUAGAAAGUUCAAAAGACCUGCCCAACCAUGGGAAGUGGCUGAUGGGUAUGUCCAUUUAAUCGGAGAGCUGAGCCAGAUCCCUGAAGCCUCAGGCUCCCUUCCACCAAUCCUUCCUAUACUGGCAGAAGCUGCACAGCAUCGUCACUAUGUUCAUCAUCUGUGCUUUCUGGAAACCCUGUGCUUACGUCUCCCUGACAUUGCCCAAGGGCUUGGCAAGAAGGUCUUCAAGUCUCACCUUGAGCUGUUCUUCGAUCCAAUCUUCUAUGCACUGCAUUUCAUCACUACUGGCAAUGAAAAGGAAAUUUGGGCUUUAUACAACUCAUUUCUUGAUCUGGCCCGAAGUCCAGACACACCUUGGGAGAGCAAGCAUGGUGCUUUGAUGGGCAUCCGGGCCAUUAUAUCAAACUACAAGGGAACUCUAAUGGUGUGUGAUUUUCAUUCCCUUACCCAAGAGGUCAGGGAAGUUGCUCUUGACCUCUUAGUCCAUCUUGAGGUCAGGGUUCGUAUUGCAGCAGGGGAGUUGCUGGGUGCCCUUUGUGCUCAAGUGGGACCCCAUGUGUAUGAGACAUGUCAAACAAGAGUCUUGGACCUUAUUCACAAGAACCUCGAGAGGCAAACUGAGCCUGACUCAGCUGUUUCAGAGCCUGAAGCUAUCACUGGAAACACAAAACAUGAAAUGCAACAAUCUCGGAAGUUGAUGGAGAAACUCACUGGAUGCCAGAGAAGGAACUCAGCAGAUGCUGCCAAAGUUUUUCAUGAUACGACUGGGUGGAAGAACCUGGAGACAAGUAUGAAGGCACUGCAAGAGAUGAUCGAUGGGUGUGGGAUGGCCUUUCAGCCUUAUGUGACCAAGCAGCUGCUUGAUUUCAUAUUUGCUGCAUUAAUGCAUACCAACCGCUUUGUUCGAGAAACUGGGUACUAUAUGUGCUCCUCUCUUGUCACAUGUGGGGCAGUUCCAAAAGGUACAAAUGAUGAUGAGAAGGCUCUAUCAGCGUCCAAUCUUCUGUGCAUCUAUGGAGUGGAAUUCUGUCAGCAUCUGGCUAAGGGCCUGGCGGAUAGUUGUAGCCAGGUUCGCCUUGCUGCCUCUGUGGCAACCAGAAAGUUCCUGACCUCCUUGCCAAACAAAGAAUUACAAGCCCAGUUCCUUCCCACUCUUAUCCCUCGCAUGUGCCUCAAUCGAUACUACAUGGCUGAGGGUGUACGCCUAUAUUCACAAGAAACAUGGCGACAGGUUGCUGGAUCUCAUGGACGUCAUCUUGUCUCACAAUUUAUUUCCCAUGUAGUGGACUACUAUGUAGAAGCAGCAGCUUCUGACAAUCAUGCAGUUCGUGAGGCAGCAUGUACCUGCAUUGCUGAAUUGGCAACCAAAGUGGAUGCAAGUGCCGUGCAACCAUAUGUCCCUCAUCUCUUAGAUACCUUGCUUAGGUGCUUCCAGGAUGACAGCUGGCCUGUUCGUGAUGCUGCAUGUCUAGCAUCUGGAAACUUUGUGAGCCAUUUCCCUGAAGAAUCUCAAAGCAAAAUGGAUGCAUUGUAUCCUCUUUUCUUCAAUAAUCUCCAGGAUAACAUUCCAUCCGUCCGUAUAGGAGCUGCAGUUGCUAUUGCAAGUGUGGUUAAAGUUUACAAACCUGAUGCUCUGAUUAUUGUGAUGGAGAGGUUAAAAUCAGGACUGAAGGGAAUCAAGGAUCAGCCCUCUGAAUCAGAGAAGUAUGGAGACCUUGAGAAGGGUCCUGCAGUGUAUGGAGUCAAAAAGAGGUUGAGAGACAAUGACAAGGAACUGCACACUGACAAGCAAAUGUAUUCCUGUGGUUCCCUGGCCCCAAAUAUGGGACGUGGAGGAGACUGCAUUGGUGGCCUUGAUAGAAACCUCAGAAGACCUCCCCAACCUUGGGAAAUGGCUGAUGGGUGUGUACAUCUGCUUGGAGAGUUGAGUCAGAUUUCUGAAGCAACAGGAUCCCUACCCACAGUUCUUCCUUUGCUGGCAGAAGCUGCACAGCAUCAUCACUAUGCUCAUCAUAUAUGUUUUCUGGAAACCCUUUGCAAACGCCUUCCUGGCAUUGCCCAAGGACUUGGCAAGAAGGUCUUCAAAUCUCACCUUGAACUCUUCUUUGAUCCUAUCUUCUAUGCCCUGGGAUGUGAAAAUGCUCUGGCAUGUAGUGCAGCAAGCCACUGCCUCCAACAGCUGAGUCAGUUCCUGGGUCCCAAGGUGCUCAAGGGACGGGUAGAAAACUACAACCCUAGCUAUUUGAAUCAACUGGAAGCAAAUGCAUACAUUGCCCCCUUCUGA
Molecule: messenger RNA, 3943 nt
Organism: Darwinula stevensoni
Lineage: Eukaryota; Metazoa; Arthropoda; Ostracoda; Podocopida; Darwinulidae
Source: the annotation of a GenBank genome assembly